AUUGCGCCAACAAAAGCAUGGGUGUCACUUCUGUGAAGAAUAGAAGAAAGAUCUUCUGGUGCAGCCCAAAUCUGUGUUUCAAAUAUCAUGGUCUGAAACUUUUCAAGUUGUUCUUGUGUUUGUUUGAACAUGAGAAAAUGCACAAUUUAAUACUUGAUGAUGGACAGAUAAGUAUUGGCAUGGGGGAUCUAGACAUUCCAAGGUUUUGCCCUGGCCCUGCUAUUCAAGGGCGUCUUGGGACUGUCAUUUUAGGACUGCCUUUAAGUAGAGGAAGAAUAGCAUUUGGAUCAGACACUCGCUGCACUUACAAAAAUGGCUCAUUGGUGGUGCUGGACUCAUGGGUCGAAUAUCAAAGCCCCAAGCUGCUCAGGGUGGAUGCAAAUUGUUCAAUGGCUACUUGUGGUGACGAGACAUACAACUUGAAGGUGCACCAGCAGGUGGCCAAUAAGGCAAUGACCGAAAUGCGUACAGCAGACGGAUUAGCAAAUCUAGUCAAGGAAACCAUGCGCACAUACUACCGUAAAUCCAUCAAUUCAGGGAUUUUCUUAGGUGUCAUCGAGGAUGGCAAAACAAGAUUUUUUCAUCACAAGACAUACUCGGGACAUCCAAAUUUGUUGACGCAAUGCGGAAAUGUGAUGGGUUUAUGAAAAUGAAUUUAGGAAGAGAGGUUGGUUAAUUGAAAGGUGAGGCUUAUAUUAAUAUGAAAAUGAAAAUAUUACAAGAGGCUUGUGUAGCAACUUUGGCUUACACUAGUUGGUUAUAAAGAGGCACUUUGGCUCUUACUCUAAA
Papaver somniferum (opium poppy) is the source of this 789-nucleotide messenger RNA. RefSeq lists its product as uncharacterized. NCBI's taxonomy places the organism in Eukaryota, Viridiplantae, Streptophyta, Magnoliopsida, Ranunculales, Papaveraceae. The transcript has 6 exons. Bases 18 to 647 code for a protein of 209 amino acids. The record is from RefSeq and is a predicted model, not a curated record.